AAAAAAAAAUUGCACUCUCUUUCAAUUUGUAAGGGUCGUUUUGUUCACUUGAAUUCUCCGUUUUAGAAGUAAAAAAAAAAAAAAAAAAAAUCCACACGCCUCCAUCUAAUUUCCAAUUUGUUUUUCCCCUAAUCUUUAAAAGAAGAAGAAGACCUUAGCUGCAUACACGUCUCCGAUCCUUGAGGUUGUUGAAAAGGGUGGCACGCGCAUUGCUUUGCUUUUGUAAGAUAAACAAGGGGAAGAAGUGGUUGCUUCUGUUCUUUUGUGUUCCUCGAUUUCGUAUUGAAUUUAUCUUUCCCCUAAUCCUCAAAAAGAAAAAGAGGAAGAUCUUUAGCUUCAUACACUUGUCUGAUCCUUGAGGUUGUUGAAAAGGGUGGCACUUUGCAUCUUUGGGAGAUAAAUAAGAAUUUUCAUCCUCAUUUCUCACUGCUUUUGUUUCCUUAGGUCUCCUUCAUCAAUUUUCUAUCCUUAAACUCACUUCCUUUGCAAAGAGAUAUCCAUGGCGGCCGAGGCAGUAGCAGGAGCAUUUCUCUCCAGCAUGUUCCAGUUUUUGUUUGAGAGGAUGGAUUCUCCCGAGAUUGCUGCAUUUUUUAAGGGCCACAAACUCGACCUUUCACUAGUGAAGAAGUUGAAGGUUGCUAUGAUCACUGUUACUGGAUUGCUUGAUCACGCUGAGGAAAAGCAGAUUGUUGUGCCUGCUGUGAAGAAGUGGCUUGAUGAGCUCAAAGAUGCGGCCUAUGAGGCUGAUGACUUGUUGGAUGAGAUUGCUUAUGAAGCUCUGCGAUCAGAGUUAGAAGCUGGAUCUACAACAAAAAAGCUGUACAGACUUUUCUCUUCUCAUAACCCAUUUGAAAUGGCAGUGAAUGCAAAAUUAGGAAAGAUCCUUGAGCUACUUGAAUAUUUAACAAGACAGAUGAAUGCCUUGGGUCUAACUCUGAGAGAGGGCAUUGGAGAUAAACCAUCAUCGCACAAAACACCAACUACUUCACUGCCAGAUGAUGAAUCUAGUAUUUGUGGCAGGGAAUAUGACAGAAAAAAAAUCACAGAGUCAUUGUUAUCUAAUAGCCAGGGCAUUGGUGUGAUCUGCGUAGUUGGUAUUGGUGGCAUGGGUAAAACUACUCUUGCUCAGCUUGUUUACAAUGACAAACAAGUAGAUCGACACUUUAAUCUCAAAGCAUGGGUCUAUGUCUCUGAAGAAUUCAAUGUCUUUAAGAUAACAACCGAAAUUCGUAGCAAGGUGUCUUCAGAGGAUUGUAAGGCUAACAAUUUAAGUGAGCUUCAACAAGAGCUAAAGCAAAAAUUGGAGGGAAAAAAGUAUUUGCUCGUCUUGGAUGAUGUCUGGAGUGAUAAGUAUGCUGAAUGGGAAAGUUUAUUGAAACCUUUGAAGGCAGGGGCACAAGGAAGUAAGAUUGUUGUUACAACUCGCAUCGAAAGCAUAGCAUCAGCUAUGGAAAAUAACCAGAUGCUCAUUGAUCUAAUUCAUCCUUUGGAGAAAUUAAGUGAUGAUGAUUGCUGGUCCAUGCUUGCAACAUAUGCAUUUCAUGAUGAAAUUUCCAAUUCAUCAUUUGAAGCUGUUGGUAAGGAAAUAGCCAAAAAGUGCGGAGGUCUACCAUUAGCUCUGAAAACGAUAGGGAGUCUCCUCCGAUCCAAAAGAAAUGUUAAGGAGUGGGAGAAGAUAUCACAGAGCAAUAUGUGGAAUUUGUUGAGCGACAACAUUGUUCCAGCUUUAAAACUGAGUUAUCAUUAUCUCCCUUCGCAUCUAAAGCAAUGUUUUGCUUAUUGCGCAGUGUUUCCAAAGGGUUAUGAAUUCUACAAAGAGGAUUUGAUUCCUUUAUGGAUGGCUGAGGGUUUCAUAAUGGAAGCCAAAGAAGGUGAUGAUAAUGAAGAUGUGGGUGACGCAUACUUUAAAGAUCUUGUGUCAAGAUCUUUCUUUCAGAUGUCUAGCGGCUCUCAAAAUUGCUUUGUUAUGCAUGACCACAUGCAUGACUUAGCCAAAUCCAUAUAUGGAGAAUUCUGCUUUAUGCUGGAUAAAAAUUCAUCUGAUAAGGUUCCAACAAAGACUCGUUAUUUAUAUACUCGUCAUGGAGAUGGUGGUUUUUCAUAUGUUUAUCAUGGAGAUGGUGGUUAUUACAAGUGUAUCAUUGAGAAAGUCAACGAAAGCCAACUAUUACGCACCUUCUUUUCCGAUGCAUACUUUUACCGAAAUUGGAGGGUCAUGCAUGCUUUAUUGCCAAAACUCAAACAAUUACGAGUAUUGGUUUUGUAUCGUUAUCACAAGAGAAAGUUACCUAAUUCAAUUGGCAAUUUGAAGCAUUUGCGAUAUUUGAAUCUCCGCAGAGCAUCAAUCAUAAAGCUACCUCAAUCUGUGAGUAGUUUGUAUAAUCUGCAAACUUUAAUUUUACGUGAUUGUGAAGAUCUCGUUGAGCUGCCUGCCAAUUUGGCAAGGUUAAUCAACUUGUGUUGUCUCGACCUCAGAGGAACAAAAUUGCGAAGAAUGCCACCGCAAAUGGGUAAUCUAGUGAAGCUCCGAACGUUGACUAAUUUCAGUUUGGGAAAAUGGUGCGGGUCAGGAAUCAAGGAGUUGGGAAAGCUUCAACAUAUACAUGGAGAGCUUAGCAUUGAGAAUUUGCAAAAUAUUAACCCUAAACAUGUUUGGGAAUCCAAAUUGAGGAAUAAAGAGCAGCUGAAGACACUGAAGUUCAAAUGGGGUGGUUCCUCUUCAUCAUCCUUGUCAAAUUUAGUAUGCUUGAAGCUCAGUGAAUGCAACAACUGCUCAUGUUUGCCUCCUCUUGGGCAAUUAGCAUCUCUAAAGGACCUCUCAAUCACAGGAUUUGCAAAGCUUGUGUCCGUGGGUUUUGAGUUCUAUGGAAGUUGCCGUCCCCCAAUGAAGCCAUUUGGAUCCCUCAUAAUUUUGAGGUUCGAAAGGAUAGGACAGUGGGAGGAGUGGAAAAGUGAAGAUGGAGCUUUCCCACACUUAGAAGAGCUUUAUGUAAAACAUUGUCCCAGACUUAUAAAGGCACUGCCCAAUAAUCUUUCUUGUUUGAAAAAGCUUCAAGUUGUGGGACGUAAAAAGCAGCUUGUGCCUUCACUUCGAGUGCCUCCUACCAUUCUUGAAAUGAUGUUAAAGGAUGAUUCUCGUGAUGUGGUGUUGAAGAAAUUGCCUUCUGGGCUGCAUAGAAUGGAAGUAAGGAAAUUGGACUCAAUGAAUUCACUAUCAGAUGGAUUAGAACCGUAUGGUCUUGCCUCUAUUUUAGAAGAAAUCGAAUUGUACCACUGUGCAAUUGAGCGGUUCCCGUUGGAGAUUUUCCCUAAUCUAAAGAGAAUUUAUAUCUCCAUGUGUUUUAAUUUAAAAUCCCUCUCUGAAACUGAGGAAAUUCAAGAAGAAAGCAGUUCUUGUCCUAAUUUGACGGAGCUUUUGUUGAAAGGUUGCUCAAAUUUGAAGUCGCUGCCUGAAUGUAUAGGCUCUCAUCCUUCCCUUGUGAAAUUGGAAAUUGAGUUCUGUAGCAAACUUGAGUUAUUUCCAAAAGGUGGUUUGCCAUCGAAAUUAGAAUCCCUUGGCAUCGCUUAUUGUGGAAAACUCAAAAUAAAAGUCAUUGAGGGCAUCGACAAUAAUUACGAAGGAGAUGAGGAAACGCUGCUGCUGCUGCCCUCCACUCUCACCCGUCUUAGAAUCGAUGGUCUUCAAAAUGUGGAAUCUCUCAACUACAAGGGACUUGUUCACCUAAGAGAGUUAAUCAUCGUCUGCUGCCCUAGCCUCCUGUCCAUUCCAGUUUGCAUGCAAGACCUCCUCCCUUCCCUUGUGAAAUUGGAAAUAGAUGGUUGCCCAAAACUGGAGCCGUUUCUAGAAGGAGGUUUGCCCUCUCAAUUAAAAUCACUUGAAAUCAGUGGCUGCCAUGGAGCCAUUGCUGGGCUCAUGAAACGCGAUUUCCGGACAAUGCCAGACAAUGAAGUGGAAUCCAUACCAGAAGAGACGCUGCUGCCCUCCUCUCUUACCCAUCUUGAAAUGUGGAAUCUUAACAGUGUCAAGUAUCUAGAGCUUCACCACCUCACUUCUCUAAAUGAAUUGAGCAUUGGUAAAUGCCCUAAUCUCCGGUGCAUAGCAAAAGAGAGGUUGUCUUCCUCCCUUUCUUCUCUUCGUAUCGGAUUUGGUUGUCCUCUGCUAUGUCAACGGUGUAAAGAGAAGGUGGGGGAAGACUGGCCCAACAUAUCUCACAUCCCUUGUAUUGACAUUGAUUAA
This is a messenger RNA of Hevea brasiliensis (rubber tree), 4237 nucleotides long. RefSeq names its product putative disease resistance protein At3g14460. The record is from RefSeq and is a predicted model, not a curated record. Gene Ontology annotation, biological process: defense response to other organism. Gene Ontology annotation, molecular function: ADP binding. Bases 500 to 4237 code for a protein of 1245 amino acids. The transcript is spliced from 4 exons. NCBI's taxonomy places the organism in Eukaryota, Viridiplantae, Streptophyta, Magnoliopsida, Malpighiales, Euphorbiaceae.